AUGGCUCAGCAACAAGGUCUUGGCAUGCCACGCGUCUUUGUUAGCGCCUCGGAAGAAGCUUUCAAGAAUGCUGUUGUGGACGAAAUUUAUUCGGUGUUGCGCACGACUACAAGCGAUCGGCGAAUCGUGUCUGUUGGACUGUCUGGUGGUUCCAUGCCCUUCCAGAUCUCUCCUGGCUUAAUAGCUUUGAGCGAUGUUGAUUGGAGCCGCGUGCACUUUUUCUUCUGCGAUGAAAGAGUCGUUCCGUUUGAUGAUCCAGAGUCAACGUUUGGCGUCUAUCAAAGGACACUCUUUUCAAAACUUUCUCCCGCACCUGUUGUACACAAGAUCGAUCCCACUGUUACAACAACAGAAGAAGUAGCGGAACUCUAUCAAAACGAUAUUCUUGAAUUCUUUGGCGCAGAGAACGGCUACCCGGUUUUUGAUCUCAUUCUUCUGGGCAUAGGUCCAGAUGGCCACACUUGCUCAUUGUUUCCGCGUCACAAACUUCUAGAGAUUGAAAAUCUGGUUGUCGCUCCGAUCACUGAUAGCCCUAAGCCCCCACCGAAUCGGGUGACUCUAACUCUCCCCGUGAUCAAUAAAGCCAACAAGGUGAUGUUUAUUGUCACCGGAGCCAAUAAGGCAGAAGUUAUCAAGAAAAUCAUAGAGGAUGAUCAUCCGUCGGUGAUGUACCCCGCAAGCAUGGUUCAACCCCUUGCCUCGAAACCCUCAUGGCAUCUUGAUGGGGCCGCAGCCAAAUUACUUACUUCUGCCAACUAG
Messenger RNA from Echinococcus granulosus, 759 nucleotides. RefSeq names its product 6-phosphogluconolactonase. Gene Ontology annotation, biological process: carbohydrate metabolic process; pentose-phosphate shunt. The record is from RefSeq and is a predicted model, not a curated record. The transcript has 5 exons. Gene Ontology annotation, molecular function: 6-phosphogluconolactonase activity. Lineage: Eukaryota; Metazoa; Platyhelminthes; Cestoda; Cyclophyllidea; Taeniidae. Bases 1 to 759 code for a protein of 252 amino acids.